AUGGAACGAGAUAUAUGUAUAUAUCCAAAGAAUUCUGAAAGUAUUCCAAUUUCCAGUCUUAGUGCAAAUGUUGAUCCUAUGACGUAUCCUUUAAUGUUUCCUUCAGGUGAUCCUGGAUGGACUGUUAACAUCAAACAUAUUAAAGGUAACCGUAAUGUUACUCCUUUACAGUUUUAUAUGUAUCGACUUUCAUAUAGAGGCACUUUUAAUCCAUGUUUAGCAUUAGGAAAAUUAACUCAACAAUAUAUAGUUGACAUCUGGUCAAAAGUAGAAGGUGAGCGUUUAAAAUACAUUCGUUUAGAACAGAAAAAACUUCGAGCAGAAAUGUAUUGUGGAUUAAUGGAUUAUGUUAAUAAUAAAGUUAAAGAAGAGAAUGUUCGACCAGGAAAAAUUGUUAUUUUGCCUUCAACAUUUACUGGAGGGCCACGUUCCUAUCAACAAUCUUUCAUGGAUGCUAUGCGAUUAGUUCAAGAAUUUGGAAGACCAGAUUUAUUUAUUACCAUGACUUGUAAUCCAAAAUGGUGCGAGAUUAGAGAAAAUUUGUUAGAUUGUGAAUCUGCGUCUGAUCGUCCUGACAUUGUAGCAAGAGUUUUUAGGAGAAAAGUACAAGAAUUAAUGAAAGAAAUAAAAGAUGAAGAAAUUUUUGGUCCAGUUAUUGCAUUUGUUUAUGUAAUAGAGUUUCAAAAGCGUGGAUUGCCUCAUGUGCAUUUCAUUACAUUUUUAAGUGAAAAGAUCCGUGAUACUGAAACUGUAGAUAAAAUAAUAUGUGCAGAAAUACCAGAUGAAAUAAAGAAUCCUGAGCUAUUUAAUAUUGUAAAGCAGUUUCAAGUCCAUGGGCCUUGUGGUAAUCAAAAUAUAAAUUCACCUUGCAUGGACUCUGAAAAAAAAAUUUGUACGAAAUAUUAUCCGAAGCCAUUUUGUUCAGAAACAUCUUAUCACUCUAAGAAUUAUCCAGAAUAUAGAAGAAGAAAAGAUGGUAAGCAAAUUAUCUUUUAUAAUAAAGAUGGAUCAAUUAAGUGUAUUGCAGAUAAUUCAAUGAUUGUACCUUACAAUCCAUAUUUAAGUAAAAAAUUUGAAUGUCACAUAACUGUUAUGGUAUGUAGUAGUACAGGUGGCAUUAAAUAUUUAUUUAAAUAUUGCUAUAAGGGCCAUGACUGUGCAUUUAUUGUUUACAAGGAUGAUAAUCAAGAAAUGCAAUAUGAUGAAAUUCAAUAUUAUUUAAAUACACGAUAUGUAUGUCCACCAGAAGCAAUGCAUAGAUUAUACGAAUUUCCUAUGCAUGAACAAUCACAUGCAACAUACAGAUUAGCUGUACAUUUACCUAAUCAACAAUCAAUAUGUUUUCAAGAAGGAUUAGAGGAAGAAGCCGUUAACAAAUUCAAAAACACGACAUUGACGGCAUGGUUUAAAUUGAAUGCAGAAGAUUCCGAGGCGCGCAAAUAUUUAUAUACAGAAAUACCUCAUAACUAUGUUUUUGUUGAAUCUUCAAAAACUUGGAAAGUAAGACAACGAAUUACUAAAACCUUAAUUUGUCGAAUGUAUUUUGUUAGUCCAAAAGAUAUUGAAAGGUAUUUUCUAAGACUUUUACUACUUUAUGUACGUGGUGCUAAGUCAUUUGAAGAUAUAAAAACUUAUGAAGGUAUUACAUACAACACUUUUACAGAAGCUGCACGUGCGAGAAAUUUAAUGGUAGACGAUAACGAAUGGAACAAUUGUUUGACUGAAGCUGUGAGUAUGAAGUUUCCUAAAGAACUUUGUCGUUUAUUUGCAUACAUAUGUGUAUUUGGAUCGCCUGUGAAUGCUAUUGAUUUAUGGAAUAAAUACAAAGAAGAUAUGAUUUUUGAGAAUGAUUUACCUGUGGAAGUGUCGAUUCAAAAAUCAUUAAUUCUAAUUAAUGAAGUAUUUAGUUUUCAUGGAUUUUCGCUCCAUCAAUUUGGUUUGCCACAUAUUAAUCAGAAAGUUUUUGAUGAUUAUAAUUCAGUAAGUAAGGAAAAUAGUGCUUUAGAAUUACAAUUACUUAAAAUAAAGUCUGAUUGUCUUAUUAAAAGUUUGAAUGAUGACCAACGUAAUGUUUUCAAUGAUAUUAUGAUGGCAGUACAUAAUGAUAAUUGUAGUAAUAGAUAUAUUUAUCUCGAUGGACCUGGAGGAAGUGGUAAAAGUUAUUUACAUAAUACAAUAAUUACAACUGUAGAGAGUGAAGGAUUGGUGGUUUUAUCAGUAGCAUGGACUGGUAUAGCUGCGAAUCUUUUAAAAGGUGGACGAACGGCACCUUCUAUGUUUAAAUUUCCUAUACCAAUUAAUGAAGAUUCAACAUGUAAUAUAAGUGGGAUGUCAAAACACAGUGAACUUUUAAGAAGUGCUAAAAUCAUUAUUUGGGACGAAAUUACAAUGGCACCUAAAUAUGCUUUACAAGCAAUGGAAGUUAUGUUGAGGGAUAUUACGAAAUGUAAGAAACCGUUUGGAGGUAAAGUUAUUUUGCUUUCAGGAGAUUUUAGGCAAAUUUUGCCAAUUGUUCCACACGGUAGUCGGACUCAUAUUGUUGAAGUAUGUGUGAAAAAUAGUAAAUUGUGGCAUCUUUUUCAAACUAGGUCGUUACACGUUAAUGUUAGAUUAAAUAAUAAUCAGAUAAACUUUUCAAACUGGUUAUUAAAUGUCGGCGAUGGUAAACAUCAAAGUACAUUUGAAAAGAAAAAUAACGUUUUAGAAAUUCCACAAGAUUUGAUUUCGAAUGGAAAUUUAAUUGAAGAAAUAUAUGGUUCAUCAAUAAGUUCAAAUGAUGUAUCUGCUUAUUCUUCUUGCAUUCUUUCAUUAACAAAUUCUGAGGUAUUAGAUAUGAAUGAUCGUAUUUUGUCAAAUUCAGAAGGAAAUGAAGUUGUUUAUUACAGUAUAGAUUCACAUGUAGACGAGGAUCAGAAAGACAUCAAUAACAUUGUUCCAGUGGAAAUUUUAAAUAGUUUAACACCAGAUGGUUUACCACCUCAUAGAUUAUCAUUAAAGGAGGGAUGUAUAAUUAUGCUUUUAAGGAAUAUGAAUUUGGUUCAAGGAUUAUGUAAUGGUACACGAUUAGUUGUCAAAUCUUUAUUAAGAAAUGUUAUUUCUGCAGAAAUUAUUGUUGGAAAAUCUAAAGGUGAAAUAGUUUUUAUUCCACGAAUUGAUUUAUCUCCUUCACAAGAGUUGGAAUUUAUUUGCCAAUUUCAGCUUUUGGACAUGGCCAAAUUUAUGUUGGUUGUUCUCGAGUAA
Molecule: messenger RNA, 3240 nt
Organism: Leptopilina boulardi
Lineage: Eukaryota; Metazoa; Arthropoda; Insecta; Hymenoptera; Figitidae
Exons: 2
Coding region: 1-3240 (1079 amino acids)
Biological process (GO): telomere maintenance; DNA repair
Molecular function (GO): DNA helicase activity
Source: RefSeq, a predicted model, not a curated record